AUGACUGAGAGAAGAUCAUCCGUUAAGGACCUACAGACUCAGAUGGGGCAAUUGGCAACUCAGAUAACAACCCUUCCUCAAGGAAAUUUGCCUAGUACAACUGAGGUAAAUCCUAAGGAAAAUUGCAAGGCAUUUACCUUGAAAAGUGGGAAGAAGUAUGAAGGGCCUAAUGGGGGACAACCAGUGGAAGAAGAGAUUCAGGAUCAACCUGUGCCAUCAUCAACAGAAAAGAAGACUACUAAAAGUCUUGCACCAGAACAAGAGACUCCACAAAUUAGUAUAGAUCAUCAUAAACUUCCUCCUAAACUCAAAGAUCCUGAAAGUUUCACCAUUCCUUGCACUAUUGGGAGAAUAGAAGGGAUAAAUGCAUUGUGUGAUUUGGGGGCUAGCAUUAACUUGAUGCCUCUGUCAGUUUUUAGAAGAUUGCAGUUGGGGGAAGUAAAGCCAACCACGGUAACCUUUUAA
Molecule: messenger RNA, 465 nt
Organism: Cannabis sativa
Lineage: Eukaryota; Viridiplantae; Streptophyta; Magnoliopsida; Rosales; Cannabaceae
Exons: 2
Coding region: 1-465 (154 amino acids)
Source: RefSeq, a predicted model, not a curated record